AUGCAGUCUCGUCGACUUUGGUGGUCACCGAAACGCAAUACCGUAGAAAUUCAUAACGAAAGCGUUACAAUAAAAAAUGCUAAACCGAAAGUGGGCUCAUUGGGUAAUAUUAAGUAUCGACCAGGUGGUGGUCAAGUUACAUUACCUAAGGAAUCUACCAAAUGGCAAGCAUCACCGAGAAUCAACUCAUUAUCGAAUAUAAGUUGGACACCUCCAGCGCCGCAUGUUAGUAUUCAACAAGAAAAAUUAAAUUGGAAAGCUCAGCCGAAAGUUAAUUCAAUGGAUAAUAUCAAGUACAAGCCAGUCGAGAGAAGCGUGGAAAUUUAUCACGAAAAACUUGACUUUACACAUGCAACGCCACGUGUCGACUGCGGCUUUUCAAAUUGA
Rotaria sp. Silwood1 is the source of this 387-nucleotide messenger RNA. The record is from the annotation of a GenBank genome assembly. NCBI's taxonomy places the organism in Eukaryota, Metazoa, Rotifera, Eurotatoria, Philodinida, Philodinidae.